UGGCAAUCUAUGGGAUCAAUUUGGGUGAAAAACUUAUUGCACUUGCAGUUAACGGACGAAGAACUUGCCAACAUCCCACACCCCAAGGCGGAGCUGCUUUUGCAUGUAUGGAUGCGUACAAUUCAAGCCACAUCGUUCCUGGGAGGAUUCAUUGUUGCGCCUAUUGCGACCCUUGUUAAACGUGUUCCGGUUUUCUUUUCAAUUCUCACCCACCAUAUUUAUAGAACCAGCAUCCCUGAGAAGCUUGCAUUCACGAUUCAUCCGUUAUUCUGUGUUUGGAUUGUUACCUGGAUUUGUUUUGGGGCCCGCCCUCUACUAUGGUCGGAUGCGAAAUCAACCCGAAGUGGCUUAUUUUGAUCGAGCUUAUCGUUUACGAAGAAACAAAGGACAAGUGCACGUGGACCUCCUCAGCCUUACCGGAGCAGUAGCUGGUGGUUGUCUGAGCCCAUGGACACCUUACAGGCCUGUUGAAGCCGCUGUCGUUGGCAUGUUCUUCGGACUCACUAUAGCAAUCAUCGGUCCUCGAAUUCUGGAUAAAUAAGUCCGAAACGUCAGCGUGAACUUGUACUUUUCAUCCCGAUGAUCUUCACAAUUUUCUAGUUUUUUCGCGCUUAAUCAUGUAUUACACAUGUUGUCAGUCGAUUAGCUUUUAACCCACCCUCGAACUGCGCCAUUACACUUUUUCUUUCCUUUCCUUUGUUUUUGAUCUUCCAAGAAGCCAGUCCUGUGGCUUUUACGGUACACCGAAACGAUAACUACCGAUCAUUUGACGAUCAGUUGUGUGUACUAAAGAAUGCGGUCUGUGCCCACACAGCAACUCUGUCAACAAAUGUCAAAUGACGAAUCUACAUUUUUA
This is a messenger RNA of Dicrocoelium dendriticum, 856 nucleotides long. Lineage: Eukaryota; Metazoa; Platyhelminthes; Trematoda; Plagiorchiida; Dicrocoeliidae. The record is from the annotation of a GenBank genome assembly.